Molecule: messenger RNA, 2681 nt
Organism: Zootermopsis nevadensis
Lineage: Eukaryota; Metazoa; Arthropoda; Insecta; Blattodea; Termopsidae
Product: BRCA1-associated RING domain protein 1
Biological process (GO): protein K6-linked ubiquitination
Cellular component (GO): BRCA1-A complex; BRCA1-BARD1 complex
Molecular function (GO): ubiquitin-protein transferase activity; metal ion binding; protein binding
Source: RefSeq, a predicted model, not a curated record
UUUGGAGGCACAUAGGUUAUCUUUGGCAUUUACUCUUUCGUUAAUACCAUAGAUUAAUGCAUAACUUGGGCUUUCGGUUGAGAGCAGAGUCGGAUAUUUGGUGUUAUCGUUUCGGUAAACAAUGAAGUUGUCAUUUUCAAGGUGAAUGAGGUGGAGUAAUUUCAGAAUGCCAUUUGAAAUGAUGCGACUCUCCGAAAGCCGAACUCCAGUCGCGAAAACCUACUGACAAAACCACUGAUUAAAGUCAACUUCAUCACUCCCCACUUUGGCGAACAGGACGUAUAACCAGCAAGAAGAUACCUAAUGAUCCUGUUAAUUACAACAUGUGUGGUCACUUCUUCUGCAAGGCCUGUGUAAGAAAUGAUAAAAAUACUUGCCCUAUGUGUGGGAUUCCUUCUCUUGCCGUGGAGAUCACAUCUGAUAGACUCAUUGCAAAUUUGAUUAUGGGCUGGAGAAAAAUAUGCAGUACUAUAGGAUUCAAAAGCAGUAUUGAUUGUUUGGAUGAUAAAAAGGCUGUAUGUGGUGAUAAAGUUCAUGCCAAAGAAUCAGAAGUUAAGAAUGGCUCUGGAAAGUGUUCAGAUAAUAAAGAGGAUAUUAAGGUUUCUUAUAGAACUGCAGAUAUAUUUCCUGAUAGAAGCAGUUUAACAGGAGAAGAACCAAUGAGAAAGAAAGGAAGGCGCAACAAAGGUCAAGAGCCUUGCAUAUCUGAUACUCAGAAAUCUUCAACCAUCACAGUUGUGAGGAAAUCUCGAGUGUUUAGAAAUUCUGCUGCAAAAGGCAUAUAUAAACGGAAUGUAAAAGGAGAAACACAACUGCAUGUUGCUUGCCUAAAGGGUAAAGUUGAGGAAGUGAAAGCUCUUCUUUUAGAUGGAGCAAAUCCUAACACCAAGGACUAUGCUGGUUGGACACCUCUACUGGAUGCUGUGCAUUAUGGUUUUAUUGGUAUCACAGAGCUUCUGCUGAAAUAUGGUGCAAUGGUGAAUGUGCCUGGCUGUGACAAUAUUACACCUCUUCAUGAAGCGGUACUGAACAACAAAUUGGAAGCAGUAAAACUGUUACUAAUGUAUGGUGCUGAUCCUGAUGCCUGUGAUGUCAAAGGGAGGACACCAAAGGAUAUUUCCAAGACUGAGGAUAUGGAGACAGCUUUGAAUUCAGGAGCAAGUAUUUCAAUUAUGAAACCAUUGAUUGAAAUGAAAAUUCCAAGUCUAGAUCCUUGUCAGAUAAUUGUUUUUGGUUGUGGCCUCAAUAAGCAACAGCAUAAACAGCUCAUGACUUUGAUACAGCAGUUGAAACUCAAGAUGGUGCAGACUUAUUCGUCUGAAGUAACUCACAUUAUAGUGCCAACAGAUCCAAACAAUGUGUGUUCUGCAGACACUGACAUUAUUCAGGGAAUUCUUCAGGGUAAAUGGAUUGUGAAUUGCAAAUGGUUGGAUGUAUGUUUGAAAAUGAAUGAGUUGAUACACCCACAAGAGUUUGAAGUGAAAGGAACAAGUCAUUUUCCUAAUAGUGAAGCUCCAAAGAGGGGAAGGAUGAAUGCAGAUAAGCAGCUUCCAGGUAUCUUCAAUGGAUGUCAUAUUUACUUGGCUGGUGUUGGAGCUACAUAUAUGUUUGACAGUAUCAAGCUAAGCAAAACAGAUGUUGUGAAAUUAAUCCAAAGUGGAAAUGGAGUGGUGUUAACAAGGGAACCAGACCCAGAAAGUAUUCCACCCAAGGAAUGUACUGUUCCAUACCAUGCUUCACGGAGCAGUUCAUUAGCAAAAUGUUCACAUUAUGUUAUUUACAGGACAGGCAAAGAUGAACCCAAACUGAAAUAUAAUAUGACCCAUAUCAAAUCUUUAUCAGUCCAGUGGUUAUUUGAUUGUAUGGAAAGUUUCCAUUUAAUGGAACCCAUGUAAUACUUUGGGGUACAGUCAACAUUUUUGGGGGCAUUGUAAACUUAAGAAGGAAAAUAAUUUCUUAAUUUACACAGUAGAUAUGUUCCAGAUAAACAUGUAAAUGAAGAGAUAAUUUUCCAUAAGAGGGUUUAACUCCCAGGUGAUAAGAAUUGUGAACAUUUAUUCAUGUUAGAUGUUUAUAUAAUUGUGUAUAGUAUUAUGUUAAUGUUUGUCUUCAAAACUAUCCAUCAAUAAUACAUUGCCUGUUAGAGACAGUGUAACUGCUUUUCAGAUAAAACCAAAAUGAUUCAGGCAUAAAUGAAGAAGUACAGUUCUUUAACUGUUCCAAACUGAAGUUUAUAAAAGGAGAAGUGAUUGUAAUAAGGUGAAUGGAUGUAAGAUUUAAAAACAUUUAAUUCACCUUGUUUUUCAUGGCAUUUGAAGGUUAAUAGAAAUGUUUGGUAUAUCAUGUUAGAAAAAAUGUAUUGCAAUAUUUAAGAUUUGAUUUAAGCAGUUACGAGUCUUUUACUUUAAUUCUGUAUUUUCUAUCCUGAUACAGCAUUUAAUGGUGUUUAUUUCCUGAAUUGAUAUGACAUACAAUCACAUAGGAUUGAGUUGGUGACAUGUUAUGCUGUGGCAUAUAGUUUCCAAGAUUGUGUCAUUUACCUUUGAACUUGUUAGCCCAUAUGCCUUGUCCUUUAUUGAAUAUUAUUACUGCUACUUCCCAUCAAUAUAUAUAUAUAUAUGUUUAAAUUUACUUGUGCUCAGCUAUGUGUUAUAUGAAUAAAUGUAGAAGCAUUGCUACAU